AUGGAGUUGGAGUGGAAGCCCUUGGCGCUGCUUCUGCUCUUCUGGGCCUUGGAGGGCGGCAACGUGUGGCUCUGCCUGCGGUGGCCAGACUUCGCCUAUGGCGCGCUGGCGCUCUAUGUGGGCACCUGUCUGCUCUGCAUCUUCGCCUCUUUCGGCCUGGGGGUGCCCACCAUCCCCAGGUCCCGGAAGCCCUGGAUGCAGGCCCUCUGGUACCUCGCGCUCGCCGGCGCGCUUCCGGCGGCCUUGGCCUUUGCGCUGCUCGACUACCGCGACGGGGAGAUGGAGGAGCCGGUGGCGGACUUCUUUGAGAAUGUCGCCUUGUGCCUGACCGCAAUGACGCUGCUCUUGCUCUGGGUCGGCGCGGCGGACUUCGUGGGCACCUUGGGGCUGCAGCCCUUGGCGGAGGCGGGGGCCAAGAGCUGGGCGCCCCCGGCGUUUCUGCUGGCCUCCAUCCUGUGGAUCGUGGUGGUCUACAACCUCACCCACGUCAUCGGCUCCGUGGAGGCCUCCGUGGCGCAGGACCUCCCAUCCCCGUAUGGCCUGGGGGUCUACGUGGCGGCGGUGGCUUUGUGGCUGGCCUCCUUCGCCCGGGUGCUGAUCACCAGGCCCGGGCAGCCGAAGGACUUCCAGGACUCCCUGCAGCACCGGGGCGGCGGGAUGUGCCUCUACUGCCAGGCCCAGAAGCCCCAGCGCUGCCGGCACUGCACCAAGUGCGGGGCCUGCGUGCUGCGCAUGGACCACCACUGCCCCUGGCUCCGGCAAUGCAUCGGCUACGGGAACUACAAGUACUUUGUGAUGUUCAUCUUCUACUCGGCGGUGGCUCUGGGCUUCAAGGCCGUCACCAUGAUGAUCUUCAUCCUCAAGGCCUUUCAGACGGAGAUCACCUUCUGCACCCGCCUCUGGCUGGUCUCCUGCGAGGCGCUGGUUCUGGCGCUGGGCGUCACCAUGAUAGCCUUCGCCUCCUUCCACCUGUUGCUGGUGGCAAAGGGCAUGACCACCAUCGAGUUCCUCACGAGGCGCCGGCAGGAAUGGGAUGUGCCGCGCUUCGAUAUCAACCUGGACCUUCCGCCGGAGCUGCGGUACAAGGAGGUCUCGGAGCAUUAUGCCGAGGAGAUCCUUGCGUUCCGAGGGACCUUGAAUAACAAGUUCACCAACGAGGAGCAGGCGCAGUGGCUCCAGGUGGGGGCAGCCCACGGCGAGGAGUUUCUAGGAGAGCUCCGUGGGGUUGCGCAGGCGGUGAACAUGACCAACGACAUGAACCUGUUCGUACUCUUCAACAUGCUCUACGAGCUGGAGUCCCCCACGAUGUGCUCCGGCUUCCUUGCCGCGGACGCCACUGGCAAGGUGGUUCAUGGCCGGAACAUGGACUACCAGUUCUUCUUCACCAUGCCGGAUGGAUCGAAGAAGGACUGGCCCGACGUCACCUACGAGGGCAUCUAUUGGAAGGGCGGCCAGAGGAUCUUUACCACCAUCAACUGGCCACUUUGGAUGGGCGCCCACACAGCCAUGCGCUAUGACGGCUGGACCUUCGAGCAGAACACGCGGCUCCUGAAGAACGAGCACCACCUCAACCUGCAGUCGGCCCAGAACGGCGGCCGGAAGUUCGGCUGGGUGGCUCGCAAGGCGCUGGAGACCAUCCCAGACUUUCGCACGGCGCUGCGCUUGUUCAACGGCACGAAGUUCAUGGCGCCGCAGUACUUCAUUAUGGCCGGCGCGGGGGACCAUGAAGGCGCCAUCAUCAGCAUGGACCGGAACGGUGCACAAAUCGACGCAGACACCCCGCCGGUGCGGAGUUUGUCUCGCGAAGGUAACUGGUUUCUCCUCCAGACCAACGACGACGCCAACAAAAAGGCCCUGGACAUCCGGCGCCCGCAGGUCAUGGAGCGCCUGAGCCAGCGCAGCCCGGAGGAGGUCUCGGUGAACUUCGCCUGGGACGUGGUGCAUAAGUUUCCGCUGUAUAACAAAUUCACCGCCUUCACAUGGGUCGGAGUGCCCAGCACCAACUACUCGCAGGUGGUGGUGCGUGGCCAAGACCCCGUGCUGGAGGAGGCCAACUCUGUUCUGCUCAUGGACUCGCCGGACGAAGUGCAGCUGGCGCAACGCUUCCGACGGAAAGGCUCCCUGCGCUACCGCGGCCGCCGGGGGCUGAAGCUGGCCUCAUGA
Molecule: messenger RNA, 2163 nt
Organism: Effrenium voratum
Lineage: Eukaryota; Dinophyceae; Suessiales; Symbiodiniaceae
Source: the annotation of a GenBank genome assembly